Molecule: messenger RNA, 5159 nt
Organism: Etheostoma spectabile (orangethroat darter)
Lineage: Eukaryota; Metazoa; Chordata; Actinopteri; Perciformes; Percidae
Gene: slka
Product: STE20-like kinase a
Exons: 20
Coding region: 529-4215 (1228 amino acids)
Biological process (GO): protein phosphorylation
Molecular function (GO): ATP binding; protein serine/threonine kinase activity
Source: RefSeq, a predicted model, not a curated record
CAAAAACGGUUCAACAGUUUUAUUUUUGAACGGAAAUUACGUGACGUUACGUUACCGAGCUUGACGCUGGUUUGCUAACUUCUGUGUGGUCAGCCAACCGAAGCAUGGGGUUCGCUGACUAUCCGUGUUUUACUCUCUAGGUUAGCUAGCUAAAUGAUUGAAAUGCCUUGUCGAGUUUGAUACUAUGGCCGAUACUUGCUUUUUAAUGUUAUUUAUUUGAUUUUAUCAAAAUGGAAUUGUUAGCCUGUGCGUAAUAGCGAACUCGUCUCUGUACAUCCCUCAUCUUAACGACCAGCGUCCUGAACACAGCUAUGAUGUGAUUAUGAAUAACAGCCGUCGAGGGAAGUUAUAAUUGCCAUUAUCACAGCUGAAUGGCUACUAUAGCAGCUUGUCCGCCUUCAUUUGACGCCUGCAUGCUGUUAUUUCGCUAGCCAUUUGAGCUCCGCGUCAGGAGGAACCGCUAUAUUCUUGGCGGAAAUAACCGAAGUGAUCGCAUUCACUGCACCGUAGUUAGUUCACGUCCGAAAGAUGUCUUUCUUCAAUUUUCGGAAGAUAUUCAAGUUGGGGCCUGAUAAGAAGAAGAAGCAGUAUGAACAUGUACAUAGAGACGUUAACCCCGAGGAAAUAUGGGAUAUCAUUGGGGAGCUGGGAGAUGGAGCGUUUGGGAAAGUCUACAAGGCUCAGAACAAGCAGAAUGGGACCCUCGCUGCUGCUAAGGUUAUUGACACAAAGACAGAGGAUGAAUUGGAGGAUUACAUGGUGGAGAUUGACAUUCUGGCCUCUUGCAACCACCAUCACAUCGUCAAACUGCUGGAUGCCUUUUAUUUUGAAGGCAAACUUUGGAUUCUGAUUGAGUUCUGUGCGGGUGGUGCAGUGGAUGCCAUCAUGCUGGAACUGGAGAGACCCCUGACAGAGCCCCAGAUCCGUGUGGUGUGUCGACAGACCUUGGAGGCCUUGUCUUACCUCCACGAGAACAAAGUUAUCCACAGAGACUUGAAAGCCGGGAACAUUCUCCUCUCCUUGGAUGGAGAAGUGAAACUGGCUGAUUUUGGGGUGUCUGCUAAAAAUACCAAGACGUUACAGAGAAGAGAUUCUUUCAUCGGCACUCCGUAUUGGAUGGCCCCAGAGGUGGUAAUGUGCGAAACUUCUAAGGACCGUCCGUACGACUUUAAGGCCGACAUCUGGUCCCUCGGGAUAACCUUGAUAGAGCUGGCACAGAUUGAGCCACCCAACCAUGAGAUGAAUCCCAUGAGAGUGCUGCUGAAAAUAGCCAAGUCCGAGCCCCCCACACUCAUGCAUCCCUCUCGCUGGUCACCUGAAUUUAACGACUUUCUGCGGAAAGCACUUGAUAAGAAUGUGGAUAAUAGGUGGGGCACUUUACAGCUUCUACAGCAUCCUUUUGUUACCAGUGUAACUGAUAGCAGACCUCUCAGAGAGCUCAUAGCCGAGGCCAAAGCUGAAGUCACGGAGGAGAUCGAGGAUAGCAAAGAGGAGGAGGAGGAGGAAGAGCCUGAUACGCCUUUGGCGGCUCCUGGGCACAAGCGAGCGCCUUCAGAUGCCAGUGUGGCCAGCUUAGAGGAUGACAAAGUCCCACCAACUCCCUCCACGCUGGAAUCUGUUACAGAAAAGACGGAGGCCGAGCGUGCUGAGGACGGGACCAGUGAUAAGCUCUCUGAUGAAGGACUUGGAACUAGUGAGGUAGACAAGACCGAGGAGGAGAAACUCAAUGAGGUAUCGGAUGCCAGUAAUGAAGACCUGGCUUCUGGGCUAAUAGAGCCCACCAAGGACACAAUUUCACAAGAUCCUGAAGAAACUAUUAAACCAGAAGAUGCUCAAGCUGAAGAAAUUCCUGCUGAGCCUGUAGUGUCACAGCCAGAAGAACCUAUAGACAAACAAGAUGUGACACUUGUCACUGAUGGUCCAGAAGUAGAGGAACAGAAGGAGACAAAAGAGGAGAAAAUGCAGGAUGAACCUACCCACAUAAUAAAAGAGGAAAGAGAGCCAGAGGAGGUGAAAUUUGAGGUAGAAAAAGAAGAUGGUACAAAAGAAUCUAUAGAAUCACAAGAGCAACCUGAAGAUACACCAGAAGAACCAGAAUCCAUAUCCGGAGACGUGGCAAAGGCAGAAGAAGAAAGCAAAGAGCCUGAUGAGGAAACGCCUGAACAUAAAGUGACAAAGGACAGAAUAGAAGACACAGCUAAUGACACAGUCAUAAAUAUAGACACACAGAAUUUAGAGUCAAAUGUUGUGGACACAAACAUAAAUGGAGACACAGACACAAAGUCAAGCGUGGGUGAGUUGUCAGCUGAGGUUUUGUUGGAGAAGGAGGCCAUAGAAAGUCAGCCAGAUGAAAAUCCUGAAGAUAAGGCCACUAAGGAGGCAGAGCAGCCUGUACAAGAGAAUCAGACUAAGGGGGAGGUUGAUUUGGAGGCACAGGCCCCAACUGAAUCCAAAAAUGGAGUCAGUGAUGAAGCCAAAGACACUUCUGACAAUUCAGAACACGUGAUCCCAUGUAAAGAAGGUCCUGUGAAGGAAGAUGAGGUGAAAGCUAGUCACACAGAUGAGAGCAUUUCCCAAGAUACUGUCUCCGUCCUGGAGAGUGAAACCGAUUCAGUAAGCAAGAUUGAGCAUGGAAGCCCUGCUGUUAUUAAGCCGGAUUUGGAGAAGGACUCUGACUCUGGAAGCAGCUCUGCUGCUGACAGCAACAGUCUUGACCUCAAUAUGUCCAUCUCCAGCUUCCUGUCAAAGAGUAAAGAAGGGGGCUCUGUGUCUAUGCAGGAGUCAAGGCGUCAGAAGAAGACUCUGAAGAAGACACGUAAGUUCAUGGUGGAUGGCGUAGAGGUCAGUGUGACAACGUCAAAGAUAGUGACAGAUAACGACGCCAAGAGCGAAGAGAUGAGGUUUCUGAGGCGGCAGGAGUUGAGAGAGCUGCGCCUCUUGCAGAAAGAGGAGCAGCGGGCCCAGCAGCAGCUAAGCAACAAGCUGCAGCAGCAGAGAGAGCAGAUCUUCCGCCGGUUUGAACAGGAAACUACUGCUAAGAAGCGUCAAUAUGACCAAGAAGUGGAGAACCUUGAAAAGAAGCAGAAGCAGACCAUUGAGCGACUGGAACAGGAUCACACCAGCCGUUUGCGAGACGAAGCCAAACGCAUUAAAGCGGACCAAGACAAGGAGCUAUCCAAGUUCCAAAACAUGAUGAAGAACCGGAAGAAAGAGGUCAAACAGGAAGUUGGACAGUCCCCCAAACAUAUGAGAAAAGAGCUCAUGAAACUCAUAAAGGAGGACCUAUCGUUACUUAAGACCGCAGAGGCAGUGGCCCAGGUUAUGAUACAGUCUUUUCAGUUGUCCUCAUGUGCACUCUUCAACGCUCAGAUGCAGGAUGAGCAGGAGUUCCUACAGAAGCAGCAGCAAGACCUGGACGGGGCUCUGAAGAAAAUCAUCCAGCAGCAUAAACUGGAGAUCACCACUAUUGAGAAAGACUGCCUGAACCACAAGCAGCAGUUGAUGAGAGCUCGAGAGGCGGCCAUGUGGGAGUUGGAGGAGCGCCACCUGCAGGAGAAGCACCAGCAGCUGAAGCAGCAGCUGAAAGACCAGUACUUCCUACAGAGACACCAGCUGCUGAAGAGACAUGAUAAAGAGAUGGAGCAGAUGCAUCGCUACAACCAGCGGUUGAUAGAGGAGAUGAAGAACAAACAAACUCAAGAGAGGGUUCGUCUGCCCAAGAUUCAGCGCAGCGAGGCCAAGACUCGCAUGGCCAUGUUCAAGAAGAGCCUCCGCAUCACCGCCACUGCAGCUGUCACGCCCGAGCAGGAGAGAGAGCGGAUAAAACAGUUUGCGUCUCAAGAAGACAAGAGGCAGAAGAACGAGAGGCUGCAUCAACACCAGAAACACGAGAACCAGAUGAGGGAUCUCCAGCUGCAGUGUGACUCAAACAUCAGGGAGCUGCAGCAGCUGCAGAAUGAGAAAUGCCAUCUUCUGAUUGAACAUGAGACCCAAAAGCUGAAGGAGCUGGAUGAGGAGCACAGCCAAGAGAUAAAGGAAUGGAGAGAGAAGCUGAGACCCAGGAAGAAGGCGUUAGAGGAGGAGUUCACACGGAAGCUCCAGGAGCAGGAGGUCUUCUUUAAGAUGAGCGGCGAAUCCGAAUGCCUUAACCCCACCGCCCAGAGUAGAGUAUCCAAAUUCUACCCGAUCCCCAACCUGCACAACUCUGGAUUAUAGCCUUGUGUCUGUCUGUGCUCCAAAACGGACUCCUAUCUAACUUGGCUGCUCUAAAUGACUCAUCCUGGUGGAGUGACAUCAUUUCUCCGACCUUUGCUGAUAAAAUGUCUUGACCGCUUAGAGUCCAGCGUUAGUGAGCAUAACAUGCCUACACACGGUUCCCUCACUUAAUCACAUUUUUCUCAGCUUGUUGGGGAAUGUCCAAUGAUAAUAAUAUGCACUUUUUUGAGCAUGUUGACGUUUUAAAAACCUACAGUUGGUAGCAAAGGCCAAUCAUGUUUGAGAUUAUUGUAAGCACAGCCUACUGCAGUAUGAAUGAUCUCUAGUGCCUCAUAUGUUCAUGUCAUUUCUGCAUUUAGGCCCCUCCCUGUGUUUUACAGUAAAUGCGGUGCCCCCUGAAAGUCUUGCACUUAAAUAACUAGUUUCUAUACUAUUUUCACCCACAAUCACAAGAUGUUGAGAGAUUAUUUUAAUCAUUUCACAUGUACUGGUGAUUAAAACGACUGAGAUCUCGUGUUGCUGCAUGUACGGUAGAGCUGGUUCAAUGGAGAUGUACUAUUCAGUUAAAAGAAAGUCUGUAGUUGUAAGAUUUUGUUAUGACUGCGUAGUCUUAUGUCAAAAACAGCGCCAUGUUGAAAUCAUAAGGUUACGAGUUAAAAUGAAAAGGAAUGUACUGUGUUGUUAAUGAUGCGCUGAGUGAAAUGUUACAUGUGUGUACCUACAUGUAAAGUUCAAUCAGAUACUGUGCUUGUCAUGAGGGUUUUAGCAAUUUUGAGAACAAGAAUAUCUCUAUUUCUUUAGCACAUCAUUUCAUUUAGGUGCUGUACUUCCAUUUAGUUAAACACAGGUGUGACCUGUUACUUCAUGGAGAAUGAAGAAACACAUUUUUAUAUGUAUAUAUAGAAAACUGUUCACACUGACAUUAAACCUAAAGGAAUGUAAAA